AUCCUGUAGUCUCUCUCUACUCUAUCGUAACCUACUUAUCGAACUCUUCUGGGUACUCCAGUGACUCCCCAUUUUGACCUCACUUGACUCAAAAAUAUCAUAGAGAAGAACCUCUGCAACUGUCUGUACAUGGAGAGCUUGAAGGGAAUUUGCUUCUUUGUUUCACAGUUCAUGCUCAAAUAGUGUUAUUCUCAACUAUGAUAUAAAAGUACUACAGUAGGCAUUACUAGAACUGGAUUAGGUGGAUGUUGUUUAGCAGUUGCCUUGGCAUUAAGCUUAAUGUAGUAUUUGUAGAGGUUAAGGCGUAUUUCGUGAUAUGAUAUGUUAACCAGGAGCUAUGUGUUUUGAUGCCUUUACUGGUGCAGAAUGGCAGAAGCAAAAGGAAAGAAUUUUGGUGCGUGCAAUACCUUCAAACAUGCAAUCCUUUAUGAAGCAGUGUGAAAGUCAUGAGAAGGAAGUCCAUUCUCAAACUUAAUCUAGCCUUCAUGAACCGAAAUGAUUCUGAACAGACUAAGCAUAUAGAAGAGUUGCUGAAACAGAUUUGGGAAUUGGGUUGAUUAAUUGGGCAAAUGCAUUCUUUUUCAAAUUUGUGAUAUGGAUGCUUCGAUAUCAAGUAUGCUAUGUUGAAGAUUCUCAGUUCAUUGAUCGAGAGAAAGAGUGUUGGUGUUAUUUUGGAUAUCUGUGGAAAAAUGGAAAAUGGGAUGAUGGGUGGUAAGAGACAUCAUUUUGAUGUGUAUAGCUUUGUGAUGGGUAGGUUUCUCCAGAAUAACGAGGUUGAAAUGGGCCUGGAAUUCCACAGAAGGAUGACAGGGAAUGGGUCUGUGCCUAAUAUUUUAGUUUGUAAUAAAAUUUUAAGGACUCUUUACAAAGAAAACCGAGGGGGUGUUGCACAUCAGUUUUUCUUAUUGAUGCAAGAAGUAGGUCCAAAGCCAAGUCUGGUGACAUUUAGUACGGUGGUUAAUGGAUUCUGUAAGGAAAGAAGGUUGGAUGAGGCAUUCAAACAUUAUGUUCUAAUGACUGCAAAAGGUAUAGAGCCUGACAUAGUUGUUUAUAGCAUUUUAAUUGAUGGUUUGUUCAAGGCUGGGAAGUUCGACAAGGCAAAUCAGUUGCUCUCAGCUGCAUUAAGUAAAGGCAUAAAAUUGGAUGUUGUUAUUUUCAGCACCAUAAUUGAUGGUUACAUACGAAGGGGAGAUAUUCUAAGCGGUGUUGAAGUUUAUAAGAGAAUGUUAAGGGAAGAAGUCCGGCCAAGCAUCGUUACAUAUAGUAUCCUUUUAAAUGGCUUGUGCAAAAAUGAUCGGCUUCUUGAGGCAUUUGGAGUGUAUGGUCAGAUUGUAAAAAACGGCAUUCAGCCAUCUCUUGUUACUUACAGCAGUCUUAUUGACGGUUUCUGCAAGCUAGGAAAUUUUAUAGAGGGAUUUCAUUUAUACAAGGAUAUGGUAAAUAAGGGACAUAUUCCUGAUGUUACUGUUUGCAACAUGCUUAUAAAUGGCCUCGUUAAACAAGGGUGGAUGGACGAUGCACUUGUGUUCUUUUAUCAAGUUGUUAAAAGCGGAUUAGUUCCCAAUGUUUAUAUAUUUAAUACAUUGAUGGAUGGGUUCUGUAGAUUGAAACAAAUAAAGGAGGCCACAAAUCUGUAUAUUCUGAUGGGUGCUUAUGAUAUAGUCCCAGAUCUAGUGACUCACACUCUUAUUAUCCGAGGCAUCUUUGAGCUAGGGAGAUUUCGUGAAGCCUUAGCUUAUUUCUUCCAAAUCCUGAAGAGGGGGUUCCUUCCCGAUGUUGUUACAUAUUGUGUUCUCAUUGACGGGCUUUGCAAAUGUCAUAAUCUAGCUGCCGGAUUACAGGUUUUUGAGCUUAUGAAGAAAACCGGAACACAACCUGAUAUUGCCAUUUAUAAUGUUCUCAUAAAUUCACAUUUUAAAGAAGGUCAUUUGAGAAACGCAUUGGAACUGUUCAGACACGUCUUGGAUUGUGGACCAGAUCCCGAUAUUGUGACCUACAACACUGUAAUUUGUGGCUACUGCUCUAUGAAAAUGUUGAACGAAGCCAUUCAACUUUUUGAAGAGCUGAAGCAGAGACGAAUCAGGUACAACACAAUUACCUUAACUAUUCUGAUUGAUGGGUUCUGUAAAGAAGGUAGAAUGGACGAUGCAAUGUCAUUAUUCUCUGAAAUGACGGGAAAAGAUAAACUCCCCAAUGUGGUCACAUACAGCUGUUUAAUUGAUGGCUACUUCAAGUUUUACUCUUUGGAAACAGCAUUCGAGCUCCAUAAAGCAAUGCUCAGCAACAAUAUUUCCCCAAACAUCAUAAGCUACACAGUUCUGAUUGAUGGCCUUUGCAAAAGGGGAAUGGUGAAAGAAGCAUCGUCUAUCUUUUAUUCUGCUUUGAAAUGUGGUUUAUUGCCCGAUGUGAUAACGUAUGGCGUUCUGCUCCGUGGUUACUGCAAGUUUGGAUGGUUGGUGGAAGCAAAAUCAUUGUAUAACCACAUGCUUGAAGCUGGGAUUAAGCCAGAUAGCCUUGUACAGAAUACAAUUGCAGAAUACCAUUUUCAUCUUUGACCGAGUAGACAACUCGAGAAGGAAUCAGUUUCUAUAUGUACCGAUACACUGUACAAAACCGUAGCAUUUUAUCAUGUUCUUAGUAUUGUUAUUAUUAUUCUUCAUUGUAAAGUAUAGAAGUUAAGGAUACCAACUUUGUACUAUAGCUGAACUAUUUAUUAAUGGAGAAGUCUCUACGUUAUACUACUUUCUUUACAUUCUGGAGUAUAAACCUAAAGGUGAACUUAUG
Ipomoea nil (Japanese morning glory) is the source of this 2784-nucleotide messenger RNA. Its product is annotated as putative pentatricopeptide repeat-containing protein At1g31840. Gene Ontology annotation, molecular function: protein binding. The coding region runs from base 621 to 2555 and encodes 644 amino acids. The transcript is spliced from 4 exons. NCBI's taxonomy places the organism in Eukaryota, Viridiplantae, Streptophyta, Magnoliopsida, Solanales, Convolvulaceae. The record is from RefSeq and is a predicted model, not a curated record.